AUGCAGAAAUUUUGGGCCUCUCGGACUCCAGUCAAGGCCCUACACGAAUUCACCCAUUGCACCUCCCGAAGAGCCGUUCGGACUCGCCGUGACCGCUUGAUCCACUACAACAACGACAAUCCACAGACGAGGACAGCAAUAACAAGAUCCAUCCCUCAUCCCUUCCGCGGACAGUCUCGAUUCUAUUCUUCGGUGCAACAUCGUCUGGAAGACCCGAACACGGCAACCAUGGGCGCAAAGGAUGGCAAAGCGGGCAAGGUGAGCUUUCAGCUCAAAACGCCCAAAGGAACCAGGGACUGGAUGGGCGUCGACAUGAACCUGCGGGACUCUAUCUUCUCGGCUGUCACGGAUGUCUUCAAGCGUCAUGGCGGGACGGCCCUGGAUACUCCCGUCUUUGAACUGAAGGAGAUUCUCGCGGGAAAAUACGGCGAGGACUCGAAACUUAUCUACGAUCUGGCGGACCAAGGUGGAGAGAUCACAGCGUUGAGAUAUGAUUUGACGGUGCCGUUUGCGCGGUGGUUGGCAAUGAAUUCGUCGAUUCAGAAUAUUAAGCGUUAUCAUAUUGCGAAGGUCUAUCGACGUGAUCAACCGGCGGUGGCCAAAGGACGAAUGCGCGAGUUCUAUCAGUGUGAUUUCGACAUUGCAGGCUCCUACGACCCAAUGAUUCCCGACGCCGAGAUUGUGCGUAUUAUCGUGGAUGUGUUCGAGGCUCUUGGACUUCGUGAGGAAAUCACAAUCAAAAUUAAUCAUAGAAAAAUUCUGGACGGCUUGUUCACGGUAGCGGGUGUGCCUGAGGAUAAAAUCCGCACGAUCAGUUCGGCCGUUGACAAGUUGGAUAAAUCACCCUGGGCUGAAGUUAAGAAGGAGAUGGAAGACAAGGGUCUCUCAUCCGAAGUUGCUGAUAAGAUUGGCGAAUACGUGAAACUCAGCGGCGGUCGUGACCUGUUGGGCAAGCUCAAGGCGGAUUCCCAAAUUUGUGCGAAUGAGGACGUCAAGAAGGGCCUCGACGAUAUGGAUCUCCUCUUCCAAUACCUAGAUGUCUUCAAGGUGGUCGAUAAACUUUCCUUCGACCUUUCACUCGCCCGAGGCCUUGACUACUACACCGGUCUGAUCUUCGAGGUGGUCACUCCUCUUUCCUCCGCAGAUGGGUUCAAUGCGUCUCGGACGAAAUCGUCUUCAAAGCCCAAGAAGGGCGGUGAUGACGACGACAGAUCCAACGAUAACACCAUUGGAGUGGGAAGCGUUGCCGCAGGUGGACGCUAUGACAACCUGGUCAACAUGUUUAGCCCCAAGCGUCAGAUCCCAUGUGUGGGUAUUUCAUUCGGCAUCGACCGUAUCUUUACAAUCAUGAAACAACGACUCGAGAAAGAGCAGCAGGAAGGCAAUGCUACUAUCCGGCAGAGCGAAGUGGAAGUCUUUAUCAUGGCGUUUGGUGGGAAAACAUUCAAUGGUCUCCUGCACGAGCGCAUGGCGGUUGCCGAUCAGCUCUGGAAAGCGGGCAUCAAAGCCGAAUUCACCGCUACUGUUAAGCCUCGACUUGAGAAACAGUUUAAGAUGGCUGAAAAUGGCGGCGUUCCACUCGCUGUCAUCCUCGGUGAGGAUGAGGUAGCAGCGAACAAGGUGAAGUUGAAGGUCCUUGGGUUACCCGAAGGACAUGCGGAGAAGGACGGGCGGUUGAUCAGCCAGGAUGAUCUCGUUACAGAAGUUAAUAAGUUGCUUAAGCGUGCUUAG
Aspergillus tanneri is the source of this 1731-nucleotide messenger RNA. It is a transcript of the gene HTS1, whose product is annotated as histidine--tRNA ligase. The record is from RefSeq and is a predicted model, not a curated record. Gene Ontology annotation, cellular component: mitochondrion. Gene Ontology annotation, molecular function: ATP binding; histidine-tRNA ligase activity. Gene Ontology annotation, biological process: mitochondrial translation; histidyl-tRNA aminoacylation. The transcript has 4 exons. Lineage: Eukaryota; Fungi; Ascomycota; Eurotiomycetes; Eurotiales; Aspergillaceae. Bases 1 to 1731 code for a protein of 576 amino acids.